Fraxinus pennsylvanica is the source of this 5118-nucleotide messenger RNA. NCBI's taxonomy places the organism in Eukaryota, Viridiplantae, Streptophyta, Magnoliopsida, Lamiales, Oleaceae. The record is from the annotation of a GenBank genome assembly.
AUGGGACGAUUCAGCGGGAAGGCGAGAGCAGUAGGAGUCUUAAGGAGGAGUUAUAGUCAUCACAUGCGGUCGGUCCAACCCUUGACUACGAGCAACAGAACUAUAGCUGCUGGGAUUGAUCAUUCUUCAGUUACUUCUUCUACCACCACCACCUCCACCUCCACCUUUACUACUAGUGAUUCAUUUUACAAGGACGGUCGAAAAAUUAGCAUAGGUGAUUGUGCUCUUUUCAAACCACCUCAAGAUUCUCCACCUUUCAUUGGCAUAAUUCGCUGGUUGGCAGUGGGCAAGGAGAAAAAGUUACAGUUAGGCGUGAAUUGGCUUUAUCGGCCAGCUGAGCUGAAGCUUGGCAAAGGCAUCCAGCUGGACACCGUGCCAAAUGAAAUUUUUUAUUCUUUUCACAAGGAUAAAAUACCUGCCGGAUCGCUUCUCCAUCCUUGCAAAGUUUCUUUUCUUCCAAAGGGCGUAGAACUUGCUGCAGGGACAUCCUCAUUUAUUUGCCGGCGAGUCUAUGACAUUGAGAAUAAUUGCCUUUGGUGGCUAAAUGAUCAAGAUUACCUUAACGAGCGGCAAGAAGAAGUGGAUCUGCUUUUAGAUAAAACACGAAGAGAAAUGCACGCUACUAUGCAGUCUGGUGGUCCAUCUCCAAAACCAAUAAAUUGUUCAGCAUCAACCUUGCAAUCAAAAUCUGGUCCUGAUAAUGGACAAAUUGGCGUGACUUCUUUUUCUCCUCCAGUUAAGGGAAAGAAGAGGGAGAGAGCAGAUCAGGGUGCUGAGCCUAUCAAAAGAGAACAAUCUUCAAAAUCUGAUGAUGGUGAUUCUGGUAUUCACAGAGCUGAAAAUAGUUUGAAAUCCGAGAUAGUGAAAAUAAUGGGAAAAGGAGGUCUCAUGGAUUUGGAGGUUGUUGAGAAGUUUGUUCAACUUAUGCAACCUGAGAGAAUGGACAAGAAAAUGGAUUUGACUAACCGCUCUCUGCUUGUGGGUGUGUUGGCUUCCACUGAUAAAUUUGAUUGCCUUAAAUGGUUUGUACAGCUCAGGGGUUUGCCAGUGUUGGAUGAGUGGCUCCAGGACAUCCAUAAAGGGAAGAUUAAUGUUGGUAAUAGUUCCAAGGAUGGUGAUAAAUCCGUGGAGGAAUUUCUUUUGGUUUUACUUGGUGCACUUGACAAGCUCCCAGUGAAUCUCCAUGCCCUACAAAUGUGCAACAUUGGCAGAUCUGUGAAUAAUUUACGAUCACAUAAAAAUUUAGAAAUUCAGAAAAAGGCAAGGAGUUUAGUAGACACAUGGAAGAAGCGUGUUGAGGCUGAAAUUGAUGCGAAGUCUGGUUCAACUCAAGAUGUUUCCUCAUGGUCUUCCAAACCUCACCUUCCUGAAGCUUCUCAUGGUGGGAGUAAAAAUUCAAAUGGUUCUGAUGUUGCCAUGAAAAGCUCAAUUAUGCUGCUUUCUGGGUCUAAAACUUCUUCAGUGAAGUCUUUGCAUGGAGAGAGUAACACAAAGUCCUCAUCCUCAUCUUCUGGCCCUGUAAAGUCAGCAUCAUCACCUGCAUCAGGCAAAGAUAUUCAGCCUAACAUUUCUGUUGGUAGUGCUUCUGACGUGCCUCUUUCCAGGGAGGAUAAGAGCAGCAGUUCUGUUCAAUCUCAUAGCUACAAUCUGUCGUUAGUAAAUGAUGAUGGAAAGGGUUCUGCUGGGUUGAUUAAUGCCAAUAAAAUCUCAGGCAGUGGUUGUCGGCAUCGGAAAUCAAUCAAUGGUUUUUCCGGGACACCUGUUACAGGAGGUCUGAAAGAAACAAGUUCAAGCAGAAGCUCUUCACUGCACAGAAAUACUGCAUUGGAGAAGUCAUCUCAGUGUUCAUUCAAUAGUGAAAAAGUUCUUGAGGCACCCACUAGUGAGGGCAGCAGUCACAAACUAAUUGUUAAGUUACCAAACUGCAGCCCUGCUCCUGCACAGAGUGCCAACAUAGGAUCUUCAGAAGAUCUUUCCAUUAUGAGCAGUCGAGCUUCUUCUCCAGUGCCUUCAGAGAAGGAUGAUUGGAUUUAUGAUAAUCUGAAGGAAAAGAGUGAUGUCCAUCAAUCAAAUUUUACUUCAGACGUGAACAUGGAAUCUUGGCAAAGCAACGAGUCAAAGGAUGUGACGAAUGGUUCUGAUGAGGCUGUUGGGUCGCCUGUAGGUGCAGCUCUUCCUCGUGAAGAUCAAAGUAGGACUAAAGUAUCCACGGAAAUCAUUGAAGCCUCGAAAAGAAAUGACUUGAAGUCAUGUGAAGCAUCUGUCACCCCUAUCAAUGCUUUGAUUGAGAGCUGUGUAAAGUCUUCUGAAGCAAAUUCAUCUGUGUCACUUGAGGAUGAUAUUGGAAUGAAUCUACUUGCUAGUGUCGCUGCUGGAGAAAUGUCCAGAUCUGACUUGGUCUCAUCUACUGAUUCUCCAGAAAGAAGCACCCAUGUAGUUGAUGAAAUUUGCACGCACGAGGAUGCAAAGUCGAAGUUAUCUCCUGACGAUCAACUAGCUGGAGACCAAAGUCCGUGUUGUAAUGUAGUUGAUGGCGAUAGCAAGAAUCAGGCUAUAGCUGGCACUUCAUUGUCGGAAAAUGGAUUUCAUAUGUCUAAACAUGCAUCCCUUGAGCACUCCGGUGAAAGAAGAUGUUCUUCAUCUCACGCUAAUGAAGAUUUGCUGAUCGCAGAAUGCAUUGAACCUGUCAACUUAGCCUCUAUGGAUUUGAGAACCAGUGCAGAUCCUCAGGGGGAUAUCAGUGAUAAGUCUGGUGAAAUGAAGAGUUCCGCUUCUUUGAUGCCAUCAGGCAUGUUGGAGAAGAUGAGAGAUGAAUUAAAUAAACAAGCUCUUGAGGAAAAGGUUGUUUCAAGUAUUGUUAAUGGCAAUGCCAUUUUAGACUGUAAACCUUCUGUAAAUAAGAACUUGGUAUCGGAGGAUAUGGUCUGCCAUGCUAUAUCUAAAAUAGGUGCUGGUAAUCCAGCAGCUGUAGUUGUAUCAACAUAUCGAUCAUGUGAAGGUGAUUGCAAAAAUGAUGUGAAGGAAGAGUUGAGAACUGGCUUACAUGCGGAUCAUGAACUACCUGCUGUUAUUGCAACAUUUGUCUUGACAGAAAGAAGAGAUGAUGAAAAGCUGCAAAGUACUGGGUCUGAUGAGAAACUGAUUUCAGAAAAUGGCAACACAGUCAAGGUAGAAACAGUUGAUGAAAAGGAUCCUGAAAGACAAAACUUUGAUAUGGGAGCAGACAGGUCUAAUGUUGAAGGUCAAGGCAUGAUAUGUUUAGGUUCUAUUGUCGAUGACGUGAAGAGUCAAAAUAUAGAGUCCAGUUUACAGAACAAGGAAUUUGCAGAACACCAAUCUGGUAUAUCACCUCCUAAGAAAGAUUCACCUGCUAUUUAUUCCGAAGAAGCUCAGAAUAAUACUGAGUUGAAAGAAUACAAGCUCCCUGGUGUUGAAUCAGUUGAAACUGAGGAAAGUGCUUCAUCUUCUUUUGCUGCACCUUCAAAACCUGAGACAAAGAUAAAAUUUGACUUAAAUGAAGGUUUGAUAGCAGAUGAUGGAAAAUAUGGGGAGCCAGUAAACUGUAUAGCUCCUGAUUCAACCAGUGUUCAUGUGAUUAACCCAUUACUUUCUGCUGUAAGUUCCAUGGCCAAUGUCCUUCCUGCUUCCAUUACAGUGGCUGCUGCAGCAAAAGGGCCUUUUGUACCUCCAGAGGAUCUAUUGAGAAGUAAAAGUGAACUUGGAUGGAAGGGAUCUGCCGCCACUAGUGCAUUUCGACCAGCUGAACCCAGAAAAGCCUUUGAAAUACCUUUUGGGUCGACAGAUGUAUCCUCUACUAAUGCUUCUACUAGUAGAGAUGUCCGCCCUCUGUUGGAUAUCGAUCUAAAUGUGCCAGAUGAAAGAGUUGUCGAGGACAUGGCUUCUCGAGAUUCUGAUCCAGCUGUCAAUUCGGCAUCUGAUUUCAUAAGUAAUCAUGGUAUGACACGGAAUGAACGCAUAGGUGCUGUGCCUGCUUGUGGCUUUGUAGCACUUGAUCUUGAUUUGAACAAAGUUGAAGAAGCUGAUGAAAUGGGGCAUUGCUCUUCAAGCAGCAAUUUUAAAGUGGAUGUUAGAAGGGAUUUUGAUCUAAAUGAUGGGCCUGUAGUUGAUGAUGCUGCUGAGCAGUUUACAAGUCAUCUGGGCAAGGGUGGUAUGCUUUCUCAACUUCCUACUUCUGGCCUGAGAAUGAAUAAUUUAGAACUUGGCAGCUUCUCGUCGUGGUUUCCCCCUUGCCCUGGUAAUACAUACUCAACUGUGACAAUUCCGUCAAUGUUCCCGGACCGAGUGGACCAGCCCUUUCCCGUCAUAACUCCUGGCGCACCGCAAAGAAUAUUUUCUCCUACUUGUGGUACCCCAUUUGCACCUGAUGUUUAUCGGGGACCGGUUUUGUCAUCAUCUCCUGCGAUCCCUUUCCCAUCUAGCUCUUUCCAAUACCCCGUGUUUCCUUUUGGAACUACUUUUCCUUUAUCGUCUGCAACAUUCUCCGUGGGAGCAACCUCAUAUGUAGAUUCCUCAGCUGGUGGAAGGCUAUUUACUGCUCCUGUAAAUUCACAGUUUCUAGGCAAUGUGGGUGCAGUCUCAUCCCAAUUUCCAAGGCCUUAUCUGGUUAGCCUUCCUGACGGUAGUGGUAAUGGUAGUUUGGAUAACAACAGAAAGUGGGGCAGGCCAGGUCUGGAUCUUAAUUCUGGCCCCGGUGCCGUUGAUAUGGAGGGUAGAGAAGAGAUGUUGCCUCUGGCGUCAGGGCAACUUUCUGUUGCCAGUUCACAAGCUCUAGCAGAGGGGCAAGCAAGGAUGCUCUCGGUUUCAGGUGAUACAAGCAAUCUUCAUGGCAGUAGGAACAGUAUACGGGAAUCUCAUAAGUAUUUCUACUUUGAAUUGUGGAAUAAUAGUGGUCGCACAAGCCUGAUCCUGAAUUAUCACCAGGAUGGAUCUUCCUUGGAGAUUGGGUGUUUCUGGGAGGAUGGAGAUAACUUUCCUGUCUGUAGAUAUUUAACUGUUGGAAAGCAUGCAUUGUCCUAUGCUCAAAUACUGAAGAUCGAUGGCCAUACUGAUUCGAUGCAUUGUCCCGGGAAACCAUUCUGGAAAUGUGAUUGGAACUGA